Tribolium castaneum (red flour beetle) is the source of this 2151-nucleotide messenger RNA. RefSeq names its product quick-to-court (gene qtc). NCBI's taxonomy places the organism in Eukaryota, Metazoa, Arthropoda, Insecta, Coleoptera, Tenebrionidae. The record is from RefSeq and is a predicted model, not a curated record. The coding region runs from base 285 to 1853 and encodes 522 amino acids. The transcript is spliced from 7 exons.
GUGCCAUAAACCUUAUCAAACCCAUUCAGUGAUAAAAAUGAUAAAAUCGUAUACAACCAACUUGACGUAAAACCGCCACGCGAUCAGUUCCAUACCACCGACUCCAAGACAUUUCCUAAUGGUUUAUUACGCUACAAAAGUGGGGGCAAUACUCCCAGAACGUUCCGUAAUACUCUGUUGAAAUAAUAAUUAACUUUCGACGUUCUAAAUCCAACCACAACAAUAUGUUCCCGAGCAAACGCAAGUGAUCAAAUGGUGCUACCGCAACAAUCAGAAUUCGCACCAUGAGCGCAAACAUUUUCCCGAUGAUGUCGUCCAAGCCGAAGGAGUCCCGGAUUCCCAUCCCGUCCCCCGUCCCGCUGCGCCGCUCCGGAAGCGUCCGACUCCGGGCGAAAAGCCCGGACUCGAACCGCACUGCAGACGGCCUACAACGUGGGUUGUCCUUUAUGGAGAGGGGUGAGCGGUAUGCCAAACAUGGCGCUCCCGGAAUCAUCCGGCCCAAAGCGAGCCCGGAGUCGCCGUCCCGCAUCCGGAGUCUGAGUUUGUCGCUGUCGACGAACCGUCUGGUGCCCAGCACGCCGCCCACGACCCCCGAUGGGCCCCUUUGCGAGUGGGACAGCGAGAGCCUCACCAGUGUGACCAGCGUGGGGUCAUGCGACCACGCGAGUGUGGCUCGGAAUGGCACCACGUUCUCCGGGAGGAGCAUGAAGUACGUGUUUCACUGUAGUCAACAUUCGGGGGCCACUGGCGAGGACUAUCUGACUCCGACGCAGAGGCUGCACCGGCAGGUGAAGAAGUUGAAGAAUUUGCUGCAUCAGGCCAGGAAGGAGCUUGAGGAUAAAGAUAGUGAUAUUUUGAAAUUGACCAAAGAGGUGGUCGAGUUGAGGCUGUACAAAGCUGCGCUCAAUUCACCGGAAGAUAGGUCCAAUUCGAGUGAUGCGGUCACUGUUAGGGAAAAUACCGACGAACAGAUUACGCCCGAUGUUGAUACGACUGAUAGGAGUGUUGUGCAGAAUGAAAUGACCAAUUCCUAUACGGAUUCGGGGCAUUUUGAGGAUUAUGCCAAUUCACCGGUUGCCACAAGGAGUCCGAUGAAGCGCAAAAUGGACUUGGCCGACAAGGCCAUAACAGCGGCCCUCGGCGACAACAACGAACACACCAACCUAAUCCUCGAAUACGAGCGCCGACUGCAAGAACUGGUCAAGACACACGAGGAAGAAACCUACCAACUCAAACAAAAACACAACGACAAAAUCGAAGAACUCUUACAAAGAAUCACCGAAAUCAACAAACGCUACUGGGAAUUAGUCCCCGAAUUAGACUUAGCCAAAUCAAAAAUAAAAGAAUUAGAAUCACAACUGGAGGAAGCCUGCCAAAAGCUGGCCCAACAGGAGGAGAAACAGAAGAAGACUUACCUCGAAAUGUACCGGCAAGGGCACGAGGCCGCGAAUCUAGAACGCGAAAAUAGGGUGAUGGAAAUCGCCAAACAAGGGCCAAGCCGCAUUUCGGUGCCCGAGCUUUUAGAAGAGUUACAAGUGACGAAGAACGAGCUUGAAAACAUCAAGGACUUAGAGUACGCCUCAACUUCUAACAACUUACAGCCUUUGCUUAGCGCUAAAGAGGCUCUCUCGUUGUGGGUACUUGGUGCCAGAAAGGCAAUGUACCGCCAGUUGAUCGAAGCCAAAAACAAGAGCAAAAUCGAUCCGGAAAUCACCCUCCAAUUCCUCAAAUCCGCCGUUUAUUACUUUCUCACAGACAAGGAGAACAGUCAGGGUCACUUGAAAGCCAUUCAGAGCAUCCUAGGCUUCACACCUAACGAAAUUACUAGUAUAGAUAAGGCUAGGCUGUCCUAAGUUCAGACUGUGCCUAAUUAUUACGCACGUUUUCUCUAUGUUACGCACUCUAGUGGUAAAAACGGUCCGACGGAAAGUGAUAAAGCUAUUUUUUCAAGGUUGCCUUUGAGAGAGAUUAGUUGAGUAUUGAUAUUUAAUUAGCAAAAGUUUAUUGUUACCGAGCAUAUUCUAAAGAGGGACUGGUGCAAUCUGACGUAAUACGCAUUUUACGCGCUUUCUUUUGUUAGAAAAUGACUGUUAUAUUUGUAAGUUUAUUUAUUGGUGUUCAAUCGUUACGAAUAAAGUAUAUCUAAACGCA